AUGGCCGCCACCCUAACCUACGCCCCCCUCGACGGCUGCGCCUUCGGCCGCGUCGUCACUGGCUUCGACCCAGCCCACCAAACACCCGAAACCAUGUCUGAACUCCAAGACGCACUCUACAAGCACGACAUCCUCGUCUUCCCGCACACCAAACUCACACCAGCCCAACAAGCAGCCAUGACCCGCAGCUUUGACCCCACCGCCCAAUCGUACGGGCACGGGAACAACAAGACGGGUAAGGAAACCAAGUCGAUCCUACACCCCGACCUCAAGACUAUCCCCCACCAGCCGGAGGUGCAGCUUAUCGGCCAUGGACAGGUGCCGGGUGCUUAUGAGGGUCUUGACCAGCCCAAACUCAAGCACCCGCACCACGCGACAUUCCACGCGACAAAGGUGUCAGACGAAGACGAAGCCAAGGGCACGACCCGCUUCUACCGCUGGCACAUCGAUGCGGCGUUGUACAAGCUCUCCCCGCCCAAGGUGACCACGCUCUACGCCGUCAAGGUUCCCAAGGGUCCAGCCCAGACGCUGCGUUACGACGACGGCUCGGGCGACGAGAUCAAGGUUGCUCCUGGCGCGACGGCGUUUGUGUCCGGCACGUCGAUGUUUGAGCAGCUCCCACCCGCGCUCAAGUCGCUCGCCGUUCGCACAAAGGUCAAGUACGCGCCGCACCCUUACGUGUGGAUGAGCAGUGCACGGGCGCGUCCAACGGGCCUUGGUCUCGAGACUGAAGGCCGCGAGCUGCCACUCGACCAGCUGCCACCGUGGGUCGAGGAGGAGAUCAAAACGCUCCCGAUGCUGUGGAAGAACCCCGUCACCGGUGCUCUCGCACUCCAGGUACAUCCCUGCGGCGCGAUGGAGCUGCACAUUGCCCAGCAGGAGGGAGCAGAGCUGUUCCCCGAGGGUGCGACUAUCACUGACCUCGGCGAGGUGCGUGACUGGCUCGAAAAGCUGCAGCGGCCGGGGAUCGCACCCGCCAACGUUUACGCGGUCGACUGGAGUGAGGGCGACCUGGUGCUGUUUCACAACCGCGGGCUCCUGCACUCUGUGACGGGCGCGUUUGGGGACAACGACCUGCGCAUGUUCCACCAGUGCAACCUCGCUGCCAGCUCUGACCCAGUUGGUCCGGAUGCAGAGGACGUGGCCAAGUACGCUUGA
Molecule: messenger RNA, 1158 nt
Organism: Cutaneotrichosporon cavernicola
Lineage: Eukaryota; Fungi; Basidiomycota; Tremellomycetes; Trichosporonales; Trichosporonaceae
Exons: 3
Coding region: 1-1158 (385 amino acids)
Molecular function (GO): oxidoreductase activity
Source: RefSeq, a predicted model, not a curated record